GUUCCUAUUUUACAGCUCAGAAAAUUAAAGCCCAGAUAAAGUAACGUCCCACAGCCAUUAGCCAUUCCAAUUCCAGAAAGUGAGCUCUUAUCAUUCUGCUACCAAAUAUUUUGAAAAGAAGAAAAAGACAAGAAGACAACAGAGCCCACUGAUUAUUUCAUAGGACAGUCACACCAGGCCAUUCUCUCACUCUUGUGGACACAUCUGGCUGUUAAAGAUUCUUCAAUGACUACCUGUCUAUUGUAAGAGAUUUCCAUCUCCCUAGGUCUAGAAAGUUGUCUUCUCUACCUAUCUAAAACUACAUAUCCAAAGAUCACUUCAACUCUUAGCCCUGCUACAAAGCCUUUCCAGAGGUUGAAUGAGCAGUUCUGCUACCAAUGA
This is a messenger RNA of Otolemur garnettii (small-eared galago), 381 nucleotides long. RefSeq names its product prostate and breast cancer overexpressed 1 (gene PBOV1). The record is from RefSeq and is a predicted model, not a curated record. NCBI's taxonomy places the organism in Eukaryota, Metazoa, Chordata, Mammalia, Primates, Galagidae.